Molecule: messenger RNA, 5208 nt
Organism: Porites evermanni
Lineage: Eukaryota; Metazoa; Cnidaria; Anthozoa; Scleractinia; Poritidae
Source: the annotation of a GenBank genome assembly
AUGAUUUUCAAGUGUGCAUUAGCGAUAUGGCUACGCUCUUUAACUGUAGAAAUCUCUUAUGUGUCCAGCACAGGUGAAGUUGUGAGCCGUAAAUACUGGAAAAUGUUUUACGUUUUUUGGAAUGCAUCGUCGCGAAAAGCUUCGUAAAUGUAAACAUUUUUGAGAAGAACUUUAAAUUUGCAAUGCUAAUAAAUUUGUACCCAUAAAUCCAUUAGGUCCCAUCGUUCAUGGUUUAUACUUUUCAAGCGACAACGAUUUUUCAAUCAGGUGUAUAGUAAGUAGCAAGUAAAGUGUAGUUUAUGUUAUAGAGUCAGACGCUUCUAGAUUUUAGUCGGUUAAAUGUGUGUAGUUGUAUACGUAAUCGAUGCCGAAAAGCUGAACAUAAAUGUCCGGCCGAGAUUAUUAGCCAAUCAGAUUUGGCUACUUUGUCACUAAACACAAUAGGUUUACUGACCAAGCGCAAGCAAAUUGCGCAAGCACGAAAUCUUAGAUGGCAUUUUUAUCAACCCGAGAAGACCAUGAAAAAACGAAAAUAGAAAAGAAAAGAAGGACAAUAUCGAACGUAUCUUAACCGAAAACCCCGGUCAUAAUUUUUUUAUGGCAUGGCCAAGACAGUUGUUGUUGUUCUUCUUCUUACAAGGACAAAGCGGAGAAUCUUGGUAAAUAAGGGCCAUGUGACCCGUUAGGUAGCCAAUCAGAAGGCACAAAUCGCUCUGUCUUGCCAGCAUAUAUAAUGAUAGACAGCAAAGGAAAGUAUUUCAGUUCCACCCUCUUUUCACGGGAGUCAUUCUAUUUUAUUUUAUAAUUCAAGACAUGAAGAUUUUGGUCGCAGUAAUCGCUUUGUUUGUCGUGAAGCAAAUUGGUAAGUCGUUGCCUCGAUAAAAUUUUAUAUUUGAAAGCUUAUUCCUAACGAAACUUCAUUAACUACCCGGUGGACUCCAAGGUAAGAAAACUAACAACGUAUAUCUUACUAACACUGCAAGGCAAAUUGCUGAAAGUCUUUCCACAAAAAUUUGUCUUCUUCUCCACAGCCGCUGGCCCAGCGCAAUGUUACUAUUGCUUAGAAAGUGAUUCAGCGACUUGUUCCGCAAAUCAGCGAGUGCAGACUUGUGCGACUGACGCAAGUUCACUUGGUACAACUCACUGUGGCUCGGCAGCUGGAAAAUACCGCGACAGGCUUGGAAAUAUCAGCGUUGGGGUCGUCCGAGGAUGCAUCAACUGUGCUGGUAUUAAUUUUUCUUUUAAACUAAGUAUAAGUAAAAAGAAAGAAGGCAAAAGUUUGCCGACGGUGGACAAAAACCCUAUAUGUCAGACUUGGUUUAUGUAGCUAAUUUUCAAUUUGUUUUUCUGAACUGCUUGUUCCAGACAAAUCACAAGCGUGUGGACUUAUUGAUGGCGCUCUUAAAGCAGACAGACAAUGGACUGUUCUACAGUGUGAGAUCGAGUGCUGCACCGGAGAUAAAUGCAACACGGGGACUGUUCCAACUUUGCCUACGCCUGGUUCAGGUAAUAAUAACGCGAAAAAAAAUCUUUACUGGGAACAUAUCAAGGUAUAAGAAACAACUUGACUGAAAUAAUUCAGUAACAAGUUAAAACUUGGACCACUGGAGAAAUUUGCAAAAUUCUGUAUUACGCUGCGUAGUCUGCGGUGCAUGUGAAAUUGGGUAAUAAUUACUCCUUAUCGUUUGUGAGACAAAUUUGGGUGGACAACACUUGACUAACUGCCAUGUAAAUUCUGUAUAGCGGGCAUAAAAAAAACCGGACAAAUUAGUAAUGAUAUGUUUACCAUCAUUCUGAAGUUUAACCAUACAUAGUCCGUUUUUUUUCUUUGCGAUAUCAUGAGUAUCGCAGUGACGCAAUAUCUUUGGGUCAGGAUACGGACAUUCAGAAGUUCACUUUAAGUGUGUUCCAGGAACACUGAACAUCUCUAUCAUGACAUCUUUCUGAUGAUAUGCUUGGGCCGCUUAUGACUGAAAGCUAGGAGUAACUUUGUGUUUAUGAAUCAACCAUUCUUUCUGAAUCAGUUUGCGCAUCUGGCCUUGUCUGAAUGAGAGCAUGAAAGGUUUGUAAGGUUCUCUGUUUGGCGUGUAAAUCUGUGAAUGGGCUCCUGGUUUAAGUUUGCCUAUUGUUCUCCUCGCCUUAUACUUGUUGCGACUUCCACCAAUACUACUUAGCACUGUGAAAAUACCGAAGACGAAGAAUGAAUAUCUUGAAGGACUACGAUUCAUUGACAUUCCUAUCAAUGACUCAGAUGAUACCACUUCACGCUUGGGUUCACUUGGGUUUGACUGCUCCUUUUCAAUAAAACGUGUCUCUUAACAAAUAGAGCGGGAGAGUUUUUAGCACGCUCCGGUGGACUCGGGUGAAAUCACAAUAAAACUGCUAAAAAAAUUUCUUUCAUAAUAAUCUUGCGGUGGCUCAAAAGGAAAUCACACUUCCCAGAAAUCAGAACAAUUCUAAGAAUAUAGAAACACUUCCCGUAAUCCGAAACUUUUCCAAGAACCCAGAUGCACUUCCCAGAAUCCAAACCAGUUCUCAAAAUUUGUAACAAUUCCCAGAAUCCAGAGCACUUCCGAGAAAACGAAACAUUUCCCAGAAUCCAAGCCACUUCCUAAAAUGCGAAACAGUUCCAAGAAUCAUUUAAUAUCUACCCUAGCUGUCAACUUCCAAAGCAAACAGUCUCUCGGCCCUGCCAGAUUUAGGCCCACCUAUAACCUAGUGAGCUUUCCCUUUUUAUCCACACCAGCUUACAGAACAAACCUUUUGAAAAAAACGGAAUGCAAAAAUGUGAAAUGAGGGGUUAGAUUCUUUAAUAAUUUGACAUGUGGAUAAAUACACUUAUCGAUUAAACAAGAAUUUUAAUUGGUGUAAAAUGUAUAUAAUAAUAUAUUCAGCAUACAACGAAUUUUUAUUUGUUUUUCUGCUAUCUUAUAUUGUUCUUUUAGGUAGCAACACCAAUUACUACGUCACUCCCGUCUUAAUUGUAGUACUGCAUAAUUUUUCUGUAAUUUCGCUGUCUUCCUAAUAACCCUGAUGAAGACUGGUAUUGGUCAGUCGAAAAAAUUUAACUCUAGUCUAUUCACGUUAUUUGAUCAAUCCUUGCAGUUGUCUUUUUGACAAAAAUUUAUAGUGUACAAUGUAUUAGGCUGUUUCGAAAUAAGCCAUGCACAUGCGCUUGAUCAAACAACGAUCGCGAGAGAGCAAAAAAAUUUAAAAAAAUUAUAAACUCCAGUGAAUUUGCCGUCCAUAAUAACUUGUACAAACAUUUUUAGCUUUUCCAACAGUUGCUGGACCAGCACAAUGUUACUAUUGCAUGGAAAAUGAUCCAGCAACAUGCUCUAAAAAUCAACAAGUUCAGACUUGUGCCACCGACCCGGGUUCUCUUGGUACAACUCACUGUGGCUCUGCAGCUGGAAAGUAUCGCGACAAGGAUGGAAGUAUCAACAAUGGAUUCGUUCGAGGAUGCAUUAACUGUGCAGGUAAGUUAGUAAAACAUAGCUUUUAACUGCAAAUUGAAUAUUAAACGAUAACAUUUCUCAGUUGUAUAGUUUGCUAAACUGGGGGCGUAAGCCAAAUCUUCCCUCUGAAUACAUGUACCGGUAUACAUGUAUACAGUAGAACCCCGAUAACUCAAACUCGGUUAACUCGAACUCCCCACUAACUGUAGCCUCCCACGCAGGGCGUUUUUGAGGGAGUUCGAUCAAAAAUUGAUCAAAGAUUCAAUGAGAUUUACCCCGAUAAUUGGAAUUCUAGUUCUUGUAACUUCACUCGCAUGUCAUCCCAUUACCUCUUCUUUUUGCAUAAUCGGUAAAAACACUUAAACUCUAACGCUGGUCAAAACUACUUGAAUUUGAUUUUAAUUGUCGCAACGAACAGAUCACAUUUUAUCAUAAAAAAGUGUAACCACGGUACAUGAAUGAAAUAUUAAGUUAAAUUUACAUUGCACUAUACACUGAAGUGCUGAAAAAUCAAUAACUAUCAAUUUCUAAUGUAACAAAUAAAAUUUUCAAUUCGACAUCAGUAACUCGGACCCCCGCUAACUCGAACUGCUUUUCGUUUCCCUUCAGAGUUUGAGUCACCGGGAUUCUACUGUAGAUUUAGCCAAGGCUAAAAUCGGAGUUCUUAUUACAUUCUAGGUCAUUGUUCACCAGAAUUUGUCAGAAUUUAUAUAUAUGGUACAGUUAACCAUCCACUUCCGUUCCAUUAUUUAGCUGGUUCUGGUUUUGGCUACUUUCAUAUUUUUGGCUAAACUGAAUUAAAAUUCAGUCUGAAAUGCCUCUUGUUACAGACAAACGAAAAGCAUGUGGAAUUAUUGGUGGUGCUCUAAAAGUAAGCAGACAAUGGACUGUGCUGCAAUGUGAGAUCGAGUGCUGUACUGGAGAUAAAUGCAACUCACAGUUAGUGCCAACAUUAUCCUCUACAGCAUCGUCAGGUAUAUAAAAUGAAUUGCUUUAGUAAUUAUGUAUAACGUAAACUUUGUAGGCUUUACAAAUUCACAUCCCACCAUAGUAAAAAUGAGAUGGCUGAACAAACCUCCCGGGUUUAAGUGUUAAAAUAUGGUGGAAAGAUCUAGCUAAUUAUAUAAUUAAAUGGUUAAAGAGCUUAAACACAUGAUACAAGGAGUGUCGAAUAUUGCUCCUCAGCUCCAGACUGCCAAACAAAAACCGUGUAAGGGCGUAGUUCAGUUAGCUCCCGUUCUGGAUUUCUCUGAGUACUAAUAAUUGUUCUAGUUUGAGCUGCUUUCAGUUUUUAUACGAGUUGUACUUGCACGAAGUUUGCUUAACAAGUAAUAGAUCUGAUGUCGCUUGGCUUUAUAUUUUCCAAACUGUCUGGGCUAAAGCUUUGAGAUAUAGCGUACUUUCCCAAAACAUUUCUGGAAAAAAGAGCGGCUACUGAGGUACUGAAACAAGUCGGGAACCCUCAGAAAAGAAAAAUCUCUUUCCUAGUACCUUCUCCUUUUUUUUUUUUUAAUUCAGUCUUAGAUUAAAGGUGAUUAAAAAGAUUUGCUAGGGAAAAUUUUUAAUGAUUCAGUACCUGACUCUAAAGUGAUCAAAUAUCCAUAAUUGAUUUACGUUCCUGUCGAUCAACAACUUUCUUUUUUAAUGUAAUUUUUUUUCCAAUAUAGGUGGUACCAUAAACAUCCGACUGCAGUUCACUGGUGUGCUAGCCUUUACAGCUCUCUCUCUCAUCAUAUGGUGUUACUUUUAG